AGAAUUAAGAGACGUGCCAUUGCACAAGGAAGUUUUACUGUUGACUGUCUAGUCUUAAAUAAAUGUUGGAUACCCUUUAUUGUGCUCCAUAUUGAUAUUUGUACUAGAGCAUGACGGUUUACCCACGAAGGAGUUCUAGUUCAAUCGCAGGCGAAAAUUUGCCUGUUUUGGAUCUUCAGAAAUAGCAUUCAGUGAAUCCCAGGUUUCUUGGUCUGUAUAUAAGAAUCCAGAGAUAUCUAUUCCAAUGCAACUCGAGCUGAGACCUUAAGCAAGGAUUGCUGGCCAAAGCUAAGAAGGAAAGAGAACAUUCUUUGCAUCAAAGCACUGUGGAGAGCACAGCGGAUCAAUCCGUCUUUGAUUGAGAGCAACACAAGCGGCCACGUCUUUUAAUCUGGUAGAAAAAUGUCCGCGGCUUAUACAUUCCUUUUGGCAGCAGCAUUGCUGGCCCUCUUGCCUCCUUCAAGUAGUUCAGGAUCUCAGUGUGAUUGUCCGCAGAAUUGUAUAUGUAACAAUUCAAAAAGUGUCAUCUGCUCAAACUUGAAGACAUUCCCAAAACUUUGCAAUGGUACACAAUUCGUCACCAUCCGCAACAGUGCGAUCAGUACGUUGAAUGAAAAUGACAAUUUGCCAAUUUCUGUUCGUCAUCUGAUAGUACAAAGAUCGCAGACAAAAUCAAUUGAUGAAGGAUUCUUUCCAAAAGGUUCGGAAUUGACUCUUUUGUCUCUUGACAAUAAUGACAUUGCAAAAGCAGACUGGUUCAAAAAUAUCCCACAUCUGGCCAAUUUGGAUUUAGGUGCUAACCAUCUUUCAAAAUUAGAAGUGCCGUCGAUUAUUCAUCUGACUGAUCUCAAACUCAAUGGAAAUAAAAUCCCUCAUUUGGAUGUAUCGUCUGCUUUGUGUAAAAUGGACAGGUCACGCCUGUGCAAUCUACACCUGGAUGGGAUGGACUUGACAGCUUUUCCACAAGGCAUCAUUGGUUGCAGUGACAAAACUAAGAAGGCUCUUCAAGUGACUUUCCUUUCUCUUUCUAAAAACAAGAUCAAGGUCAUCCCAAGGAUGACCUCCUUGAAGGUCAAGAAACUCUAUUUUUCUUCGAACAGGAUCAAAGAUAUCCCUGAUGGUACAUUUCCCCAGUCUUUGACCCUUCUUAUCGUCGCAAACAACCCGCUGGGCUACAAAGGGUUGACAGUUGUUGCCAGGUUAACCAAUCUCAAACAUCUCGAUCUUUCUGGAAUCAAUUACAAAUAUUUCCCCUUGGACAUGUUCCACUCUCUAACUAAACUUGAGUUUCUCAGCCUGAUGAAGUGUAACAUCACCAAAAUCCAGGCUCCAAUGUUGAAAAACCUUGCUGAUCUCAAAUCACUGAAUCUCCAAUCAAACCAUCUCAAAUAUAUUCCUGUGGAUGUAUGGUCUCCGUUGAAAAACAUCGAAAACGUAUUUCUUGAUCAUAACGAAAUUUCACACAUCCUGCAGACAGAUGAGAUGGAGAUAUUUUUGUUCCAUUUGAAGAAGUUAGGGAUAUCAAACAACCCGUUCUCUUGCACAUGCACCAUUGUCUGGUUCAGCAAGUGGAUGAGAUCUCUGUAUCGCACCACUGAAAUCCUUAGUACACAGAAAAUGAAUUGUACAUCGCCUGCCCAUUAUAAGGGGUAUCCCUUGGCCGAGUUCAUCCUCCCCAACUGUGACAAAGAGAAAAGUGAUUUGGAAAUCACUUUAGCAACAGUAGCUAUAAUUGUACUUGUGGCUUUUAUAGUCGGAAUUAUGGUGUGUUGUUGCCGACAAGGGAGUCAUGAAUCCCAGUCAAAAUCCACUAUAUUGAACAGAGGGGGCCGAUAUUAUGAAGCGAUAUAAAUAUCACGCAAGGGGA
Messenger RNA from Lineus longissimus, 1867 nucleotides. RefSeq names its product toll-like receptor 3. Gene Ontology annotation, molecular function: protein binding. Gene Ontology annotation, cellular component: extracellular matrix. Lineage: Eukaryota; Metazoa; Nemertea; Pilidiophora; Heteronemertea; Lineidae. Bases 403 to 1851 code for a protein of 482 amino acids. The transcript has 2 exons. The record is from RefSeq and is a predicted model, not a curated record.